AUGUGCAACAACUUCGUUCAUUCUACUGUGAAAGAUCUCAUAACAUCAGAACAAGUGUUAUGUCACUACAACCCGGAGCUACCUGUGAAGCUUGCCUGCGACGCUUCGCCUUACGGAUUAGGAGCCGUGCUAUCACACAUCAUGCCUGAUGAUUCCGAACGACCUAUCGCGUUCGCAUCACGGUCCUUGACGAAAGCGGAAAAAGCCUAUUCACAGAUAGAUAAGGAAGCUCUUGGUUUAUACUGGGGAAUUAAGAAAUUCCAUACUUACCUGCAUGGCCGUCGUUUCACAUUGAUGACAGACCAUAAGCCAUUAGUCAGUAUACUCCAUCCUCAGAAGUCAAUACCUGCUAUGACUGCAGCAAGACUACAAAGAUAUGCGUUAUUCCUCGCUGGUCAUACAUACGACAUCGAAUACCGCAGUACCCAUAACCACUGCAACGCUGAUGGACUCAGCAGAUUACCACUAUCCAGCUCUGCUACAGAAAAUUACAUCGAUGAAGCAUCUGUGUUUUAUACAUCUCAACUGGAGAAAUUACCUGUUUCAAGUGUCCAAGUACGGAGAGAAACACAACGUGACCCUAUACUAUCAGAAGUUCUCGACUGUGUUUUUCGGGGAACAAGCAAACUUCCGAAAGAUGAUGUAUUCAAACCAUACCGUAACCGUGAGACAGAGCUCACUUGUCACCAAAACUGCGUAAUGUGGGGAAAUCGUGUAGUCGUGCCAGAAACCCUUCGUACUACCGUUCUAGAGGAACUACAUGAUGGACACCUAGGCAUUAUAAGAAUGAAGAACCUAGCACGUUCAUAUGUGUGGUGGCCGAACAUUGACAGUAAUAUAGAGCAGAUGUGCAAGUCAUGUGUUGGUUGUCAAACUACUAGCAACAUGCCGAAGGCAGCCCCUGUACACCCUUGGGACUGGCCAACAACCCCUUGGGAUCGCUUGCAUGUCGACUUCGCUGGCCCUUUCAUGGACUCCAUGUUUCUAAUCGUUGUGGAUUCUCAUUCGAAGUGGCCCGAAGUAUAUCCAAUGAAAUCUACAACUACCAGCCUAACCAUCGAGAAACUACGUAUUCUCUUCAGCCAGUAUGGUAUCCCACGACAAUUGGUCUCUGACAAUGGACCACAAUUCACGUCCAAGGAAUUUGAAAUGUUCAUGAAACAGAACGGAAUCCGGCAUAUUACCUCCGCGCCCUAUCAUCCGCGUACUAACGGACUGGCAGAAAGAUUUGUACAAACUUUCAAAAUGUCAAUGAAACAUGCAAAGGGAGAUAACAGGAACCGCUCGUUACAGGAACAGUUGAGUGUUUUUCUGUUGAAAUACAGAACCAAACCACAUGCACUUACCAAUGAAACACCUUCAAAAUUGCUUUAUGGACGCAAUUUACGUACCAGAUUGGACCUCGUCAAACCUGAUUUGACUGGUAAAGUUUUGGAGAGUCAAAACCGUAUGAAGUUGUCCAAACAUUGUAGUGCUACCGUCCGAGAAUUCACACCAGGUCAACGAGUAAUGGUACGUGAGUAUCGCUGCUCAGACAAGAAGUGGAUACCAGCUCAAAUUCAGGACCAGACUGGACCGCUUUCCUACACUGUCGACCCAGGACAUGGUAUUUUGUGGCGACGUCAUACUGAUCAACUACGCCCUACUGCAGUGGAUCCUACCACGACAGUAUCACCAGAAACGCUGCAACUACCAGAACCUGCUAUUCCUGCAAUUUCCAUUCCUUCUACAAUUGCAGACAGGGAGACUAUGUUAUCUAGGCAAGUGACCUCUUCUACAAGGCCGAAAGGGACACCUGCUACAAAAUCACCAUCUGUACCGGAUGUCGCAUCAUCUCGACGUUAUCCGCGUAGGGAGAACAUACAUCCUCCUAUUAAACUGGACUUGUAA
This is a messenger RNA of Pecten maximus, 1890 nucleotides long. RefSeq lists its product as uncharacterized. Gene Ontology annotation, molecular function: nucleic acid binding. Bases 1 to 1890 code for a protein of 629 amino acids. The record is from RefSeq and is a predicted model, not a curated record. NCBI's taxonomy places the organism in Eukaryota, Metazoa, Mollusca, Bivalvia, Pectinida, Pectinidae. The transcript has a single exon. Gene Ontology annotation, biological process: DNA integration.